Messenger RNA from Culicoides brevitarsis, 1445 nucleotides. It is a transcript of the gene kraken, whose product is annotated as probable serine hydrolase. NCBI's taxonomy places the organism in Eukaryota, Metazoa, Arthropoda, Insecta, Diptera, Ceratopogonidae. The record is from RefSeq and is a predicted model, not a curated record. The transcript is spliced from 2 exons. The coding region runs from base 126 to 1085 and encodes 319 amino acids.
ACGUCACUCAGUACUGCUCUUCCGUGAACUUCGAAUCGUUCGAUCUCCAAUAUUUUUCCAAAUUUCACAAAGUAUUCACUUGUUUUAUAUUAAAGGGCAUUAUUUAAUUGGAGAUUUGAACCAAAAUGACCGAGGAGACUCUCAACAAUGGCAUAUCAGAUUUGAAAAUUAGCACGGAAAAUGAUGUCUCAUGGGAGGAACAUGAAAUCGAAGUGCCAUGGGGCAAGGUAGCCGGUAAAUGGUGGGGCCCAAAGGAUCGUCAACCCGUUUUGUGUCUUCAUGGAUGGCAAGAUAAUGCUGGCACGCAUGACCGAUUGAUUCCGCUGCUUCCGACGUCAUUCUCUUAUCUGGCAAUCGAUUUACCGGGACACGGAAAGUCGUCACACUACCCGACUGGCAUGCAGUAUUACGUCUUUUGGGACGGAAUAACGUUAAUUAGACGCAUCGUGAAAAAGUUCAAAUGGGAGAAAAUUACCUUGAUCGGACAUUCGUUAGGUGGCUGCCUCAGUUUUAUGUAUGCUUCGUGUUUUCCGGAUGACGUAGCGCGAUUCGUUAGCAUUGAUAUUGCUGGACCGACGGUGCGCAACUUUGAUCGCAUUGCCAGCAACACGGGCGAUUGUAUCGACAAAUUUUUGCUUUACGAGACUUUGCCUAUGACGAAAAUGCCUUGUUACGAGUAUAAGGAUAUGAUUGACUUGGUCGUGGAUGCGUAUCAGGGUUCCGUAGAUCGACCUUCUGUGGAAGUACUGAUGCGACGUGGCAUGGCCCCCGCUCCAAAAGACUUACACAAAAACGGGUAUCACUUUGCGCGAGAUUUGAGAUUAAAAGUUUCUGUCAUGGGCAUGUUUUCGCUCGAACAGGUGCUAGCGUAUGCAAGACGCAUCAAAUGUGCCGUGCUCAAUAUUCGAGGAAUCCCCGGAAUGGUGUUUGACGAUCCGGGCGUUUAUCCCGCUGUGAUCGAGGAAAUUCGAAAAUCCUCGAGAAAAUUGGUUUACGAGGAAGUCGAAGGGACACAUCACUUACAUCUGGUUACGCCGGAAAGAGUGGCACCAAUUAUUUCCAAGUUCUUGCAAGAGGACUCUUAAAAAAUGACAAAUAUUUAUGGGAACCCGGAAUAUGUAAAUUAAGAUGUGUGAAAAGAGUCUUUCUUGUUGCUUUAAUAGGCUGGACCUUAUUUAUUUUUAGUUAGCAAAAUUUUUACAGUGACGCUUAUUGGUGAAACCAAUUCAAACGUACUCAAAGAGAUAAACAGAUUAUUUUAAAUAAUUACCUACCGACAAACAAAAAAUCCAUGAAAUAUUUUUAGAAAAAUAUUUAUUAAUUAGAGCACCUUCCACAAAAAAAAUACCUUUAAAAAUGCACAAAAAUACAUUCGAACAAAUAUUGUAUAAAAAUUAUUAAAAAAUUAAAUAAAAAAAAAUUGGUGAGAGGUCGAUUGAAACCGU